AUGGAUGUCUUCGCUUUCAAUGGUCAUUUCUCUAUCUCCAUGUGUAAAGAUAUUGCCGGAAUCGCUGGUAACAUAUUUGCAUUUGGGCUCUUUGUUUCACCAAUGCCAACGUUUAGAAGAAUCAUGAGGAACAGAUCGACGGAGCAAUUCUCGGGUUUACCAUACAUUUACGCUCUCUUAAACUGCUUGAUCUGUCUUUGGUACGGCGCGCCUUUCAUAUCGCACAGCAAUGUCAUGCUUAUGACUGUGAAUUCUGUUGGAGCCACUUUUCAGCUUUGUUACAUUAUCCUCUUCAUUAUGCAUACAGACAAGAAGAACAAGAUGAGGAUGCUUGGUUUGAUUCUUGUGGUGUUUGCUGUGGUUGGAGUGAUUGUAGCUGGAAGUUUACAGAUACCUGACAGGCUCACACGAUGGUACUUUGUCGGGUUUUUAAGUUGCGGUUCUCUUGUCUCGAUGUUCGCAUCGCCCUUGUUUAUUAUCAACUUAGUGAUACGGACUAAGAGCGUUGAGUUUAUGCCGUUUUAUCUCUCUUUAUCGACUUUCUUGAUGAGCGGUUCUUUCCUUCUUUACGGGUUAUUCAACAAUGAUGCCUUUGUUUAUACACCGAAUGGGAUAGGAACGGUUCUUGGUAUUGUGCAGCUGUCUUUGUACUGUUACUACCAAAGGAAUUCUAUAGCGCAAGAAACAAAGGAGCCUCUGAUUGUUUCGUAUGUGUGA
Messenger RNA from Arabis nemorensis, 717 nucleotides. Lineage: Eukaryota; Viridiplantae; Streptophyta; Magnoliopsida; Brassicales; Brassicaceae. The record is from the annotation of a GenBank genome assembly.